GCGAUCUGCUAUGUGGGCGGCACUGCUACGCCCCGCCGCAGCAGGCGUGCGCUCGCUGCUCGCGUGCGUGCUGCUACUUCACACGGCCAUUGCCGUUAGCGCCUUCCUGCUGCUGCCCCGCCGGCUGGCUGCUCUGAUCAACCGCCUGGCAGCGAGCUCGCCUCUUUGCUCGCGCUACUACAGCCGGCACGGCGCCACUUCGGCUGGUGAUGACGACGGCGACGGCAGCAAUGAGGCUAGUGGUGGAGGUGCGGGCGAGGGCGGCUCGGCUCAGGCGGAAGUGCCGGCCAUGCGGCUGCUGCGCCGUAACCCGUGGCGGGUAAGCUCGGAUGUGGCUGAUGGCGCCGAAGCUGAGGCCGACCCAGUUGGCCAGCCGGGCCAGGCGCCGCAGGGCCAGCAGCGGGAGAUGAGCCUGCAGGAGUGCAUGCGGCGCUACGGCUCCGUGCCGCGGAUGCGGGUGGUCAUCAUGGUUGCGGGCACUCGCGGCGAUGUGCAGCCGGCUGUGGCUUUGGGUCUGGCUCUACAGCGGGCGGGCGGCCACUGCGUGCGGCUGGCCACACACGAGCCCUACCGCGGCCUGGUGACGGGGGCGGGCCUGGAGUUCUUCCCACUGGCGGGCGACCCGCGCGGCAUGAUGGCGCUCACCGUCAAACACAAGGGCAUGUUGUUCGGCGACCUGCGGGACCUGGCGUGGCUGCGAGGGCAGUACCGGGACAUUAUGGACAGCUGCUGGGAGGCCGCCACCUCUGCCCCCUCACCAGAGGGCAGCAACACCUCUUCCGCCUCAACUACUGUUGGAGGCGGCCUCGGCGUGCCGUACAAGCCGGACCUGGUUGUCGCCACAGCAAUCACCUACGGCGCCGUGCAUGUGGCCGAGGCGCUGGGCGUGCCGCUGCACGUGAUCUCCACCAUCCCGUGGAGGCCCACACAGGACAUCUGCCACCCCUGGGCUCGCGGCUUCGGCGACACACUGGCCGGCCACUGCACUGCCAUGGCGGCGGCGGCGCUGCCCCAGCCGCCGCCCGCGUGGGUCAAGCAGUACGCCAUCGCCAGAGCGUACGCACAGUUCGCUGCUGCCUCCGUGGGCUCGGUCCACUCCGCCGCCAGCUGGUGGUCCUCAGCACUGCUGGACCAUAUGGCACACCUGGGCAUCGCGGACCUGGUGAUCCGCUUCCGGCAGCGACUGGGCCUACCGCUGCUGUCUCUCCGCAACACCGGCUUUGCGCUGUACACUGUUCCAACUACCUUCACCUUUAGCAAGUCGCUCGUGGUGCGGCCGCGUGACUGGGGGCCGCACGUGGAGGUGUCGGGACCGCUGCUACUGCCCGCGGCCGCCGCCGGGGGCAGUGGUGCCAGCGACUACACGCCCCCGCCUGACCUGGUCGAGUUCCUGGCGCGAGACCCAGGCCGGCGGCAUACGCUGUACAUCGGCUUCGGCAGCAUGACGCUGGCCGAGGAGCUGCAGCUGGGGCAGGCCAUCAAAACCGCACUGGCUGAGCGGCCGGGCGUGCGGGCAGUGGUGUCGGCGGGCGGCUGGGGCUGCCUGGGCCUGAGCGGCAAGGUUGCCGAGGGGCAGCAGGCGCCAGAUACUGCGGCGGCCGCCGCACAAAGUCGGCAGCAGGGUCGCGGCGCCGAAGAGGCGGCGGCCGCGCCUGCUGGGCCGCUGCCGGCGCACCACCAUGCCAAGCAGGAGGAAACGGAGCAAGUGCGCAGUUGCGUGGUGCAGCAGCAGCCGGUACAGCAGGUGUUCGUGGUGGGCGACGUGCCGCACGACUGGCUGUUCCCCAGGGUGGCGGCCGUCAUUCACCACGGCGGCGUGGGCACCACUGCGGCGGGGCUACUCGCCGGCUGCCCCACCUUCGUGGCGCCCAGCUUCGGAGACCUGUAUUUUUGGGGCGAGCUGUGCGCGCGGGCAGGCGUUGGCCCGGCGCCCGUGCCCAUCGACAAGCUGACGGCGGAUGACAUUGGACGGGCUAUUGAUGUCUUGUUGAGUUCAGAGGCUGCUCGCCAGGCGGCCAAGCGAGCGGGUGCAUUGCUGCGCCAGGACUGCGGCGUGUCGGCGGCUGUGGCGCAUAUCUACCGAGGGCUGUCAGCGGCUGUCAGCACUUAGAUAGGGGCACGAGGGUUGUGCCAUGAUGUCAUGAACGCGGACGUUGUUAUUUGUGGGAAGUGGGGUGGGGGCACGUACCGGGCUUACAAGCGCGCGAAGGGGUAAUCGGUGCACGACAUAGCGUUGGCACGGACUGUGGGACAGCCGGCAUUUUUGCCCACUAUCCCGUCCAAAAGCCUGCCCCCCGAUUUACUACCCCAAAGUAACCCCAUUUACUAUUUAACCCGGGGAUGUCGGGGUAUGGGGUCUGGCACGAUGCUUCCGAAUUCCUCCCCCCCUCUGGACGGUGGGAUGGAGACCUGGGCCAGGCAUCCCGACCAUGGGGGUCGGAAAGCUAUUUUUGGGCUGAGCCCCCCCAGCGAAGCGUUCCAGGGGGGGGCGAAGCCCCCCAGGAACACCCCUGUCCGUACACAUAGAGGCGUGUUGGAAAGGCGUCGCGUACGUGUGUGUAGAGGGGGCGGCCGUGCUGUUUUUGCUACUAUCCACUCUCCGCAGCACCGGCGGGUUGUGUGCAUGCAUGUGCUAGGGACGCUAGAUGCAGCACGUGGGAGUGUGACAGGCCGUCAUGGGAAGGCGCGGCGUGCGUAUGCGUAGAGGGGGCGGGCGUUCUGUCACUGCUACUAUGCCGGUAAAAGCACCGGGGAAUAGAGAGAGGAGGUGUUAAGAGCUCGCACCGAAUGUACGGUGCCCAUACAUGCAGAGCCGCAUGUCCGCCUAGACACGGCUCAGGGAGAGCAGUGCUCGUAUCUUGUAGAUGUCCUCAGGCAC
Messenger RNA from Chlamydomonas reinhardtii, 2878 nucleotides. RefSeq lists its product as uncharacterized. Gene Ontology annotation, molecular function: hexosyltransferase activity; UDP-glycosyltransferase activity. The coding region runs from base 11 to 2110 and encodes 699 amino acids. The record is from RefSeq and is a predicted model, not a curated record. The transcript is spliced from 12 exons. Gene Ontology annotation, biological process: carbohydrate metabolic process. NCBI's taxonomy places the organism in Eukaryota, Viridiplantae, Chlorophyta, Chlorophyceae, Chlamydomonadales, Chlamydomonadaceae.